Molecule: messenger RNA, 1233 nt
Organism: Copidosoma floridanum
Lineage: Eukaryota; Metazoa; Arthropoda; Insecta; Hymenoptera; Encyrtidae
Product: annexin A6-like
Cellular component (GO): vesicle membrane; plasma membrane; cytoplasm
Molecular function (GO): calcium-dependent phospholipid binding; phosphatidylserine binding; calcium ion binding
Source: RefSeq, a predicted model, not a curated record
AUGAAACUAUUCCCGAAUACAACCAAUUAUCAAAUUUAUUUUGGAAAAAUGCUAACACAAACUGCAAAGCCAACAUUCUAUAUAAUUAAACCGUUCAACAGUUCUGAGGUCGCGGAAACGCUCUGGAAAUACAUGAGAAACCUCACUUCUUACCAACACGGUAUCAUCGAUAUACUUAAGGAGCGUCGACUCAAUCAACGGGAAAAAAUCAUUGAGGCUUACCAGAUAAAGUACAACCAGGACCUUGUGAGCGACUUGAAGAGCUCUCUCCCCGUUAAGUUCGAGGACGAUAUUGUGACACUUACGACUUUGCCUCGAUCGCUCGAUGACUAUGCAAAAGAGUUGCACCUUGCUAUUUUUAGCUCUCAAUCUAACGAAAAAGUCAUUAAUGCCAGUAUUAGUAUAUUAAUGAAGCACAGUGCUGACCAGCGGAUCAAUAUCGCCGAGGCUUACAAGACUCUCUAUAAACAGGACCUUUUGAGCGAUCUAAAGAUAAAAUCCACCGGAAAGCAAGAAGACAUCAUUGUAGCACUUAUGACUCCAUUACCUGAUUUCUACGCUAAAGAGCUGCACGAUUCUAUGCUCGGCCUGGGCACCGAUGAAGAUACGAUUAUUGAAAUCCUCUUCACUUUGAGCAAUGAAGUAAUCAUGUCGACAGAUGUUUCUUAUGAGAAACUUUAUGGCAGGACUCUUCAGAAUGAUUUGAUAGAUGAUACAUCCGGUUAUUUCAAGCAAUUGCUUGUUUUCAUUGCUAAUGGUCGCAGGGAAAUGAACCAGGGUAUCGAUUAUAACCAAGCUAAAGUUGAUGCUGAGGCUCUUUUCACCGUUGACGAGAGAAAAUGGGUAUCAGACCAGAGUAAAUUUAAAGGUAUCCUCGGCACUCGCAGUUAUCAGCAUCUCAGACAAACCUUCAUCGAGUAUAAAAAUAUUUCCGGUCACGAAAUCGAGGAGGCCAUAAAUGGUAAAAGCUUUUCUACAGAUUUCAAGAAAGGUCUUCUUGAAAUUGUUAAAUAUGCUAAAUCAAAAAUUGACUUCUUCGCUGAGCGUCUUCACGACAGCAUUGGCAUCAAUGACCGAGCUCUGAUUCGUAUCAUUGUUACACGUAGAGAAAUAGAUCUUAAAGAUAUUAAAGAAGCCUAUCAGGAGCGUUAUAAAACAUCGCUUGAAAGUCGAAUUAAUAAAAAGAUAUUUGGCGCUCAUAAGGAUUUGCUUCUUUUACUUGUGUCAAAAUAA